AUGCGAAUGCCGACCAGUAUGCCCAAGAGCUCGACCGACCGCGGCAUGAAAGAAGCCGCGUCCGAGACGGUGGACGAGAUGCUGACGGAGGCCGAACAGAUGCGGCAGCGCAAGGACUUGGGCGAUCACGGCCGUCGGACGCUGGACCAGAUCCAAGAAGAUGCCCGGAACCUCGGCGAGUAUGCCCGGGGCAAGAUGGAGCACAUGAAUGAAGUGAUGCGCGAGGCGGCCACGUCGGCGCGGGAGUCGGCGGGACUGCCCGACGCGGCGCCUGUGCCCACGGACGCCAUGAGCGACAAGGUCAUGGACUCGCUCAAGACGGCGAGCGAGAAGCUGAGUGCCGAGAUAAGCGACUUGGGGGAGCGCGUGGAGAGCGUCAGGGCCCGCGUCGCCGAGCAGGUCCAUGCUGCUGGAGGCAAAGCAAAGGAGACGGUCAAUGCUGCGGGCGACAAGGCCAAGGACACGAUGCACGCGGCGAGCGACAAGGCCAAGGACACGUGGAUUCAGAGCUCGGAAGCGGCCAAGAACGUGGGCGAGCGCGAGUAUUGUUUGCCGCUGCCGACGGACCGCAUUUGUGCGCGGCACGUGGCGAUGGUGGGGCUGCCGUUGCUGGCGGUGUUUCUGCUCAUGAUGAUGCGUCGUCGCUACCCCAAGAAGUGGCAGGCGAGCGUGGACAAGAUGCGGACGCCGGGCAAGUCGCUGGCGCAGGAGAUGCCAUCGAGCGACCACCUCAAGUCGAAGCUGGAAGGGGCCGCGAACACGCUCGAAGGCAAGAUUGAGUAUGGCAAGCAGCGCGGGGGCGCUAUGGUCGACCAGGUGCGCAGCCAGUUUGCCCAGGUCGAGAACAAGAAGGAGCAAUAA
Messenger RNA from Hyaloperonospora brassicae, 861 nucleotides. Lineage: Eukaryota; Oomycota; Peronosporomycetes; Peronosporales; Peronosporaceae. The record is from the annotation of a GenBank genome assembly.